Molecule: messenger RNA, 552 nt
Organism: Aspergillus calidoustus
Lineage: Eukaryota; Fungi; Ascomycota; Eurotiomycetes; Eurotiales; Aspergillaceae
Source: the annotation of a GenBank genome assembly
AUGCUAACCGAACAGAGCGCCGCAUACGGCUUCGACGGCGGUGCCGAUGUGCAGUAUCACUUUGACUUGUCAGGAGAAGGCCCAGCCCCCCAGGUAAUUGUUGGCGGCAACCUGGCACAGAAAAACGCGAUGGAAAUCGCUCAAGUCAAUGUCGCGAAGCGCGAGUAUCAGAAGCUGUACAUGGACUACUGGAAUAGCACCGCUGAGCUAACUGGUACCGGACGGCCUGUCGAUGCUGUUCUGUGCGCAGCUGCUGCGCACGCAGCGGUGAUACCAACUCAGUAUGUCCAUGUGGGAUACACCAGCUUCCUGAACCUGUUGGAUUAUACAGGGGUGGUGUUCCCUGUGACAAAUGCGGAUAAAGCAGUGGAUGUAGCUCAGCGGGAGUCGUUUCUCAGUGAACUGGACGAGAGGUCGUACAGAGGGUAUGAUGCGGAGGUGUACGAUGGCGCGCCGGCGGGGGUGCAGCUGUUUGGGCGGCGAUUGCAGGAGGAGAAGUUGCUGGUGCUGGCCGAGUAUGUGAGUGCGGCUGUUGCAGGAGCCAGUGCUUGA